This is a messenger RNA of Staurois parvus, 294 nucleotides long. NCBI's taxonomy places the organism in Eukaryota, Metazoa, Chordata, Amphibia, Anura, Ranidae. The record is from the annotation of a GenBank genome assembly.
AUGCCUGGUGACCCGAUGCCCGCUGUCGUGCCUGAUGACUCGAUGCCCGCUGUCGAGCCAGACGAUCCAAUGCCUGAUGACCCAGUGCCCGCUGUCAUACCUGAUGACUCGGUGCCCGCUGUCGAGCCAGAUGACCUGAUGCCUGGUGACCCGAUGCCCGCUGUCGUGCCUGGUGACCCGAUGCCCGCUGUUGAGCCAGAUGACCUGCCGCUCCGCCUGGGGGCCCGGUGCCUGCCGCCCUGCCUGGUUGCCCGGUGCCCGCCGCUCCGCCUGGGGACCCGGUGCCUGCUGCUC